AUAUAUAUAUAUAUAUAUCUUCAUUUUCUCUCUCUAUCCUCACAGGCAUGCAAUCCCCAAUUUCUGCUAUGUUGAAUUUCACUUUUGACCUGCACUCUUCACUUCAAUUCCAUGAUUUUGCUCAUCUUUAAUUUGAACUGCUCAAUCAAUGGCUGUUUCGGACAUUGAUUCCGUUCUCGAGUUUUUGAAGGAGAAUGGUUUUUCCCAAUCCGAAUCGGCUCUUUUGGAUGAUAUAGUUGAGAAAUCAGAAUUCCGGUCCCUCGAAUACGAAAAGUUUUUGUUUCCGAUGAUUCCUCCGCCACCUCUCUUGAAGAUUCCGGAUACUCACCGAUCGACGACGGAGGGAACCGCCGUCGCUUCUGAAGAUGAUUCCGCCGCUGAUUCAUCCGAUGAGUUUGUCAGCAUGGGCUCUUCUAUAACUAAUUUGACAUCUUCAGAGUUUGUAAAUCCAUAUGGACUUUGCAGUACGACCCGUGUGAGCUCCCAAGCUUCAUCGGAUAGAUUAUCUCAGUUUGGUACAGCUCGUGAUUAUCCGGAUUUUGAAAUUCAAAAUGACCUGUACUGGUUCAACGACCAAGACGAAUCUGCAAACACUUCUAGCUUAGGGAAAUUGGAUUCAUUUCUUUGCCCGACUCAGGAUAAAUUCAUCAUGACUUCUGAGGUGGAGAAUGGUAUUCAGAAUAACACGCUCUAUCCUAGUGCUGAUAUUCAAUCAACUGAAAGAAAUCAUCACUUUAAAAAGAAUUGGCCUUUCAAUGUUUCAUCCAUGGAUGAUUUAAAGGAGUACCAAUUCUUAGAUGAUUUCAAGAUAGAUCAUCAUCAUGAAAGAAGUUCAGAGAAAGAAGAUGAUUCCCUUUAUCGCUGCUCGGCACCUCUUUGUGCCUGUUGUGCCGAACCAGAAGGAUUAUUUAGAGGUGAUCUGAAAGAAGAAGAUGAUGAAAAACACGCCUGUUGUGACUCCUCGGUGAAGAAUUCCACAUCUGAAUCUGCAAAAGAGUUAAAGAAGAGUGAUGAAAGCUUUGGGGUUCAAAGACCUGACAAUGAUUCAAAUACCAUUGGAAUGGGCUUGUAUGAACCCGAAUCUGCUACCCAUUUGGAGGAGGGUACUACAGAGGAGGAGCUUCAGAUAUAUGAUACAAAUAAGGAGGAAUAUGAAAUCUUCAAUCUUAGAGUCAUACACAGGAAAAACAGGACUGGAUUUGAAGAAAAUAAGGAGCUGCCAAUUGUUAUGAAUAGUGUAAUUGCGGGAAGAUAUUAUGUGACAGAGUAUUUGGGGUCAGCUGCUUUCAGCAGAGUUGUUCAGGCACAAGAUCUACUUACAGGUGUGGAUGUUUGCUUGAAGAUCAUUAAAAAUGACAAGGACUUCUUCGAUCAGAGCUUGGAUGAGAUAAAACUUCUACGGUUUGUUAACAAGCACGAUCCUGGGGAUGAAUACCAUAUAUUACGGCUUUAUGAUUAUUUCUACUUUCAGGAGCACCUUUUCAUUGUUUGUGAAUUACUUCGGGCAAACUUAUAUGAGUUCCAGAAAUUCAAUAGAGAAUCUGACGGAGAACCUUAUUUUACAAUGAACAGGCUGCAGCUAAUAGCUCGGCAAUGUUUGGAGGCACUGGUAUACUUACAUCAAUUGGAUAUUAUUCACUGUGAUCUUAAGCCAGAGAACAUUUUGAUUAAAAGUUAUAGGAGGUGUGAGAUAAAAGUGAUCGACUUGGGAAGCAGUUGCUUUGUAACUGAUAACGUGUGCAUGUAUGUACAAUCACGCUCCUACAGGGCUCCUGAAGUCAUACUAGGCCUUCCUUAUGACCAAAAGAUUGAUAUUUGGUCCCUUGGCUGCAUAUUGGCUGAGCUUUACUCUGGGGAAGUUCUGUUUCCUAAUGAGGCAGUGGCAAUGUUGCUAGGACGCAUGAUUGGAGUGCUCGGCCCUAUUGAUCCAGCGAUGUUAGUGAAUGAGCAAGAGACUGACAAAUAUUUCACAAAGGAGUUCGAUUUGUAUCACAUAAAUGAGGAAACAAACGAAUUGGAAUAUGUAAUCCCGGAAGAGAGUUCGUUGGAGGAUCAUCUGGCGAUUUCUGAUGCAGGGUUUAGUGAAUUUUUGAGGGAUCUUUUGGAAAUGAAUCCAGAAAGACGUUUGACAUCAAAAGAGGCAUUGCAUCACCCUUGGCUAUCUUAUCAGUACUCUUGAAUCUUGAUCAUGAAAAUACAACCAUAAUUAUUUGUGAGUCGACCCACCGACCGACCGAUACAUUUGAGUUUGAUUGAUUAGUGAGUGUGUGGUAUAGUGUAAAGGCUAUAUAUAUUAUGUAAAAAAGAAAA
Messenger RNA from Impatiens glandulifera, 2310 nucleotides. RefSeq names its product probable serine/threonine-protein kinase dyrk2. The transcript has 7 exons. Gene Ontology annotation, molecular function: protein tyrosine kinase activity; ATP binding; protein serine/threonine kinase activity. Gene Ontology annotation, biological process: peptidyl-threonine phosphorylation; peptidyl-serine phosphorylation. Lineage: Eukaryota; Viridiplantae; Streptophyta; Magnoliopsida; Ericales; Balsaminaceae. Gene Ontology annotation, cellular component: cytoplasm. Bases 149 to 2179 code for a protein of 676 amino acids. The record is from RefSeq and is a predicted model, not a curated record.